GCUGGGGUGACUGGCGUGUGCCACCACACUGGGCUACAGCACGCCUUUUCUUUAUCCCCAGUGCAGCCUGUGUGGAGGAUGAGGAGGCAACAGGGGACGGUGUGGGACACUUGUCUUUCUGGCAUCAGAUUGUGAUGUGAUAAAGGGCAGCCCAGGGCGGUGAGGGAGUCAGAGGGACACAACCGGUCAGCUCGUGGCCCCCGAAGAGCUGGGCCCUGCGGGAAACAGCAGCCCAGGCGGCCGGGAACGUGCGGAACCUGCUGGCCUAGCGCGGCGUGGCCCGGCUGGCUGGCAUGGCAGAGCCGCAGGCACACAGGCCCUACUCCAUGUUGAGGCUGCUGUCGCUUCUGCACGGCGUGGUGGCUGUAAGUGUGGUGAUCCUCAUCGGCCUGGGCAUUGGUAUCAAGUAUGGGGAGGCCGCCCUGACCAGGGUCCUGGGGCCGGCGUCCGAGUAUCGCCUGCACAUCAGCCACCUGUACCUGGCCUUGGGCUGCCUCGCGGUGCCGCUGGCCCUGGUUGGGUGGUGCGGCUCGAAGAAAGAAAGCCGAGGCAGCCUCGUUUGCUGCCAGUCCUCUGUGUCCCCGUGUGUCUUACAGUACCUCGUGACCGUGGCUGUCAUUCUCGUGGUGGAGAUCACAGUGGCCUCGGUGGUCCUAGCUUUCUUCCCGCUGGUUCGCGACCUGGAACACGACAUCGUCACCCUGAGGAGGAGCUAUAGAGGCUACAACGAGACAGGUGACUUCUCGGCCCAGUGGAACUCGGUCAUGGAGAAACUAAAGUGCUGCGGGGUGAAUAACUACACAGAUUUUCCCGGCUCUUCCUUCUCUCUGGCGACUGGCCACUCCUACCCCAGGGGCUGCUGUAAAUCCCUGGGCACUGCGGCCUGUGACGGGCACAACGUGUCCCCCAGCGUCAUCCACCAGGAGGGCUGCUUCCGCAGGCUGCUGAAAAUCACAAAGACGCAGAGCUACACCCUGAGCUGGGUCUCCCUGGGGACCGCGGCGAUGCAGUUGCCAGGUGCUCUUGCCACCUUGCUGCUGUUCAUCAAGCUGGGCUGACAACACAGGCUUGGGAAGGAUGAAACACUGGAGCCCACCUGGCUGCUGCUGAUUGGAUCUCACUUUUAUUCCUCUGUAGCACUUAACCGUUUUUGGAAGGGGGAAUAACAACAACAACAACAGUAAUCAAUCAAGAACCACCUAUCCGCCCUGACUCUUUUCUCCUCGAGUUUAUUUCUGACACCAGCUGGCAGUGGUUAUAGCUCAAAUACCUAAAGCGGUGGCGUUUAAGCCCAUUAUUUGUUACUGUAAUGAAAAGCCUGAGUCUGGGUACAUGUGAAGGAAAGGUUGAUUGAGCUCCAUCUGGGAGCAUGAAAUUACGACAGA
This is a messenger RNA of Fukomys damarensis (Damara mole-rat), 1385 nucleotides long. RefSeq names its product tetraspanin 16 (gene Tspan16). Lineage: Eukaryota; Metazoa; Chordata; Mammalia; Rodentia; Bathyergidae. Gene Ontology annotation, cellular component: membrane. The record is from RefSeq and is a predicted model, not a curated record.